Molecule: messenger RNA, 11646 nt
Organism: Zootoca vivipara (common lizard)
Lineage: Eukaryota; Metazoa; Chordata; Lepidosauria; Squamata; Lacertidae
Source: RefSeq, a predicted model, not a curated record
AGCCCUGAGUUGGCCAUGCUUACUAAUUUCAAUAGGUCUACUCUUGAGUAGGGCAAGUGUUCUAUGCAACCCUUGGUAUAUGAUUGCAAUUUGCAUGCACGUUUCAGAUUAGUUUUUUAUAUGCUGCUUAAUCCCAAAAUAGGCUUCUAAAGCAGUUUACAAGUAUAAAAGCACCCACCAAGUCUUAAAAGUAUAAGCAGCCACAAUUAAAAUUUGCAAUAAAACAUGGCCGUUUGAACAGCGCAGCAAGUAAAACAAUAGACUUAGGUCAAGGGAACCAAGGGAAGGCCUAUAUAAAAUAAGGGAAUCUUCAAAAGCUGGCAGGGUACCAAUACAGAUGUAGCCUCUCAUCUUUCAGCAGUGAGUACGUUCCCUAACACCAAGUGCCAUCAGUGCAAAAAUCCUGACUCUGCAUCACCACUAGCCAAUAAUCAUCAGUACGUCAUGCUGAGAGUAAAUGGGUUCCAGGCGUUUAUCUUAAUACCCUCACCAGGCAAAAGUGGGGAACUUGAGUCUUGUAGAAGUCUUUGUACAAACACAGAGCUGCAAGCUGAUUUAAUGUGCCUUGGAGUGUUUAGGGGCUUGUCCAAGCUGAAGUAGGAUCUCUGUGAGACCCCUCAAGUUGUGCAUGUUUCCUCUUUAAAUAUAAAAAUCAAAAUUUAGAGGCACUUCCCUGCCUGUAAUUUGGCAGCCUUGAACCACUCUGUAGGGGUUACAAUGUCUGCAAAUUUCAUCCACUUCUGUAAAAAGGGAGGGUGGAAGUUUGAGCUGCUUUUGACUCCCCAUAGUAGUGAAGGGGAAGUAACAGAGAUUGUUUUUCAUGAAGCAGAUUCUGAGCUGGACCUGGAGUCAAACUGGGCAAUGCACUCUGGGAUGAGACAGACUGUUCCUGAAGUAGGAUCCAAACUGAAUCUUGAUCCCACUGCACACGCCUAGUAAAUAGCUUUAAUGGGGGAGCCUGAGCAGCUUUGAGACUGUAGGGCAGGAGAGUCCAGUUUUCCCUCUCCCUGCCACAGUCCUAACAACAACAACAACAACUUCUGCGUUGUUGCUUUGGGUUUCACAGGAAGCUCCCGUUGCACCAAUGAGCUUCACAUAUCCAUGCAGUGCAGAUUUUCACUUAGUUGAUUUAAAACAGGGUUGGGGGACCUUUUUCAGCUGAGCCCCACAUUCCUUUCUGGGCAACAUGCAAGGAGUGUGUGGGGCAGGGGCAUAAAGUGGGAGGGGCAAUGUAUUUAAAAUUUCACCUUUUGUAUAGGAGGCUAAGUUCUACACAAAUUCAUAUUGCGUCUUCUCUGUCCUCCAUCCAGACAAGCAAAAGGCCCCCAGGAGAAUGCCAAACAGGGCUGGUGAUAAAGGGUGUGACUCAUGAGCAGAGGGGUGGCCUGAGGAGAGCAAUGAGGGGCAGCUGAAGAGGCCUGUGGGGCUGCACUUGGCCCCAGAGCCCCACUCUUGCUGUAAAACAUACCAUAUUUUUCGCUCCAUAAGAUGCACUUUUUUCCUCCUAAAAAGUAAGGGGAAAUGUCUGUGUGUCUUAUAGAGCGAGUGUGUGGUCGAUCGCUGGCUCCAUUUCUGCCCCCGCCCCUUUGCCCAGGCCUCCAUUGUUGAAUGUUCUGCAGAAGGAGGCUGUUUGUUUCCCCAGCGACAUGUGACUGGCUGGUUAGAUUAUCUGUCUGGAAACUGUAGACAUGGCUCCCUUUCCUUUCCAAAAGAAGCUGCAGAACUGUGAGUUGAACUCCAUAAAUACAGGAUGUUUUCCUUUUGCAAAGUAAGCUCAACAACUUUGAGCUGAUCCCCUCCCCAAACUGGGGCUUUUCCCCAUUGCAAAAGAAGCUGCACAACUGUGAGCUGAUCCUCAAAAAAACGGGGCUUUUCCCCUUUGGAGAAGAAGCUGCACAACUGUGAGCUGAUCCCCCCCAAAACGGGGCUUUCCUCUAAAAAAAACUAGGUGCGUCUUAUGGUCAGGUGUGUCUUAUAGAGCGAACUUACAGUGCACCUGGAGAGGGGCCUAGCCAGGAUUUAUGUUGGGGGCCAGAACCUCAGUUAAGUAUUUUUAUUGAUUUUUAUUUAUUUGCGGGGGUGGGUGACCCCCCCCCCAACUACACCCAUGUAUCUUGAGCCCUGCUCACUACAGCAAACGGGGGGGGGGCCCUCUGAACGAAAGGAAAUUACCUGCAGGGAACGUGGCAGUGACAGUGUUUCCUCCUUCACCAGUUGCUUCAAAGGGAUGCAGUGAAUAUCCGGGUUGCCACCUGGCAGCCCCAAUUACACACCUGAUAACGUUUUCCACGCACGUCUUUUGAAGGCCUAGGUAAUAUACGCCCUGCUGUUCCAAAUCUUGUUGUGUUCUCUCAGGUGUGCCUUAAGCAGCGUUCUGAAACCGCUCAGGCUUCUGCUUCAGAUUACAUUGAUCUGCAUCCUGUAGCCAGCUAUUAGCUUAGCCUUUACUCAUUGCUCUUUCGUAAUGGGGAAAGGGGGGCUUAGGUGCAGUGACUGCUGCUUAUCUGUGUUUUUGACAAGCACACAGAGCAGCCCUGGUGUUCUCAGUUACGCCCAACCUCUGUGGUUCACCUGUUACUCUUGGCAUGUACAUCUUAGGCACUUUUUUUUGUUCUGCUAAUCCUUAUACAAUGCUCAACUCAUUCUCAGAGUCUGAAUCCUAAUUAGCCAACAUGACGUCAUCCAUGCACACAAGGGAUGUGUCGGCAGGCUCGGGAGAACUAAGGGCUUAGGAUAGUGUGCUCUAAAGGCUACCCUCUUCACCUAGCCUGGUUCGGAAUUAGGGUACAUCUGCACAAUACGUUUAAAGCACUAUGAUCCCACUAACAGCCACAGCUUCCUCCAAAGAAUCCUGGGAACUAUAGUUUGAGAUGAUAGAUAGAUAGAUAGAUGAUAGAUAGAUAGAUCACUUCACUACGAAUCUCAAGUGGUAUAUAACGAUACAAUAUGAGAAAAUGAAAAUCAGUUUAAACUGUAAAAUCAAACGUCAAUUAAAAUGCCUCUCAGUAUUACACCGUAUCAAAGCACAGGCAUUACUAGUCACACUGAAAACAAUGGGAAGCCAAUGGGAUCUUUGUCUUAUUUACCAGUAAUUGCCUCUAAAGCAGGGACGUACUUCCAACCAAUGUGCCUGAACUUGGGAAAGGUCUGGUGCAUUGAAGGAAGAGUAGAAAGCUUAGCGGUAUCAUGCCGUUUGGAUGAAAAAUGUAGGAGUUAAAGGCACUAGAAGACUGUCUGGGUCUCCCUUUGAAAGCAAUGGGAAUCUAAUGUGGAUAACAAAAUGAAUGAACUAGUGUCGAAUUGCUUGUGGAGAUGAAUGAAAAGCAAAUGAACCAGCCAUUGAAAGGGAUGAGUAAAUGUGGGGUGGGAAUCUUGCACACUGCUAGGACCACACCGUAAAAGGAUUAUCUGUCCACUUUGAGGUCACAUUUAGUAUAGCUUUCCCUUAUAUGUCACGUCAUUAUUUCUCUUUCAGCAAUAAGAACAACAAUUUCUCUUUCAGCAAUAAGAACCACAAGUUUAAGUCAUAUUGGAAAGUUAACGCAUGCAGGAAACAAGUCGAUUGAAAAAGGAGACAAGGCCCAAUGAAAGUCAACAAGUUCCAACUUCUCGGCUGAAUCUCUUAAGCACCAUGAGUGCAUCUGGACGGCUACUUUUCCCACCGACCGAAGGAGAAAAUGCGGACGGACAGCAACAACGAGAACUCCGUCCCCAAGGACUUGGAAAAUAUAGACAAUAGCAACUUUGCUCCCAGGACACAGAAGCAGAAGCACCAGGUGGAGCUGGUGAAAAAGCCCCUGAGCAAGCAGAAGGAGCGUUUGCGGAGGAAGCUGGAGCAGGAGGAGAAGGUGAAGGAGAACUCGCUCCUGGGGAAAAGCUCCAACGAGGUGCUGCAGUAUGGCCACCCGGUCCCAAAGACCAGCAUCAACGGCAGCCAGCUGAAAGACAUCCACAGAUCCCAGGCCAGGCAGCACCAUCUGAAGAAGAAUGGGAACAGCUCUCCUGAACUCGCCUACGAGCAGCCCCCCAAAUGCGAAAUCUCGGGCAAGGAGGCCAUCUCCGCGCUCUCCCGAGCCAAAUCCAAGCAGUGUCGGCAGGAGGUUGCCGAGGUGUACUGUCAGCACAAGCAGGGGAAGCUGAUGCCGGAGCAAGUGACUCGUUUCUGCCCUCUGGAAGGCAAAGCCAACCACAAUGUACAGUGGGAUGAGGACUCCGUAGAAUACAUGCCAGCAAACCCAGUCAGGAUCGCAUUUGUCUUGGUUGUUCAUGGCAGAGCUUCCCGGCAGCUGACGCGCAUGUUUAAGGCUAUUUACCAUAAAGACCAUUUUUAUUACAUUCAUGUUGACAAGCGCUCCAAUUACCUGUACCGGCAAGUGCUCCAGUUUGCGAACCAGUAUCCAAAUGUGAAAGUUACUUCUUGGCGCAUGGCAACGAUAUGGGGAGGAGCGAGCCUUUUGUCGACCUACUUGCAGAGUAUGCAGGAUUUAAUGGAAAUGAAGGACUGGCAGUGGGAUUUCUUCAUUAACCUAAGUGCUGCGGACUACCCAAUCAGGACAAACGACCAGCUCGUUGCCUUCCUUUCCAGAUACCGAGACAUGAACUUCUUGAAGUCCCAUGGAAGAGACAAUGCAAGGUUUAUUAGAAAGCAAGGGCUGGACAGGCUUUUCCUGGAAUGUGAUACCCACAUGUGGCGCCUCGGUGACCGGAAGAUUCCGGAAGGAAUAACGGUGGAUGGCGGGUCAGACUGGUUCCUGCUGAACAGGAAGUUUGUGGAAUAUAUCACCUUUUCUAAUGAUGACCUGGUGACGAAGAUGAAGAGGUUCUACUCCUACACAUUACUCCCAGCUGAGUCUUUCUUCCACACCGUCCUGGAAAACAGCCCUCAUUGCAACACAAUGGUGGACAACAACCUGCACAUCACAAACUGGAACCGCAAGCUGGGUUGCAAAUGCCAGUACAAGAAUAUUGUGGACUGGUGCGGCUGCUCCCCAAAUGAUUUCAAGCCGGCCGAUUUCCACCGAUUUCAGCAAACCACAAGACCGACCUUCUUUGCGCGCAAAUUUGAAGCGGUGGUGAAUCAAGAAAUAAUUGGCCAGCUGGAUUACUACUUGUAUGGCAACUACCCAUCGGGCACUCCAGGCCUGAGAUCGUACUGGGAGAAUGUCUAUGACGAACCAGAUGGGAUCCAUAGCAUCAGUGACGUCAUGCUGACCAUGUACCACUCAUUUGCUCGCUUGGGCCUGAGGAGAGCAGAAACAUCCUUCCACACUGAUGGUGAAAACAGCUGCCGGUACUACCCAAUGGGUCACCCAUUCUCCGUCCAACUCUACUUCCUUGCUGAUCAUUUUCAGGGUUUCCUUGUCAAGCACCAUGCUACCAAUCUGGCUGCCAGUAAGCUGGAGACCUUAGAGACAUGGGUGAUGCCCAAAAAGGUGUUUAAAACUGCAAGUCCACCCAGUGAUUUUGGAAGGCUGCAGUUCUCUGAGAUUGGAACCGACUGGGAUGCUAAGGAGAGAAUAUUCCGGAACUUUGGGGGACUCAUUGGGCCCAUGGAUGAGCCAAUCGGCAUGCAGAAGUGGGGCAAGGGCCCCAACGUCACUGUUACUGUCAUCUGGGUGGACCCCACAAACACCAUCGCCGCCACGUAUGAUAUCCUAAUAGAAUCCAGCGCAGAGUUUACUCACUACAAGCCGCCGUUGAAUUUGCCUCUCCGCCCGGGAAUCUGGACUGUUAAGAUCCUGCAUCACUGGGUCCCUGUAGCGGAAACCAAAUUCCUGGUCUCUCCUCUGACAUUUUCCAACAGGCAAAGCAUCAAGCAAGAAGAAGCCACGAGGUUGCACAGCGGACCGCCAAAAAACGCCUACAUGGAGCAGAGUUUCCAAGGCCUCAACCCGGUUCUGAAUAUCCCCAUCGACGCUGCACAGGUGGACCAAGCAAAGAAGAAUGCAGCCCUUACUGGCAGCAAGCUGGAGAACUGGGUGGACAAACUAGUGGGGGGCAUGUGGUCAGCUGUAGAUAUCUGCAGCACAGGCCCCACCUCCUGCCCGGUCAUGCAGGCCUGUAGCCAGACGUCUUGGAGUUCACUCAGCCCAGACCCAAAAUCUGAGCUGGGCCCCGUUAAACCCGACGGCCGUUUGAGGUAGCACAGGGUACGCAUCCCUUCACUGGCUUUUAAAAGGGAAUUUAACUUGGUUGCUCUUGUGACAUACGGGGGAGGAUUAUCCUCCUGCCCUCCAAAACUUGGGCUGGUUUCGAAGUGGAUUAACUGCCAGGCAUCCUUCAAGAAAACGUACAAUUUAGUUUUUGCGUAGUUCCUGGAAGUGGUACGGAGGGUCCCCAGCUAAUUUCAUCGGAGGACUGUCAUUUUAAGCUCCGGGAAGGUGUGGAGAGAAGGAAACCAGUUUUUAAAAUAUGUCUUAAGUUUUUAGCGUGGGUGCAGUAUCAAGACUAGAGAUUAUUUAAAACCUCAAUCUGAGGUGUGUUGGCUAUUUUAUCACACACACACACACACACACACACACACACACACACACACACACAGCUGAUAAAUAGAUGGGAAAUGAGUAGCAAAAUGGCAGCCGGUAGCAAAUGCUGAAAUUGCCAUCACUCCCCAUGCCGUCACUUCCCAAAGCAUUCCCACAGCAGCCUAGCAAAAGUGUUGACAUUAUCACUACGCCAAGCCAUGUUUUUCACUGGCAUGGACUUGGGGCUCCCCAUCCCCCUUUUGUUAUGUAUGGAACCAUGUAUUUAUUUAUUUAUUUCAGUCUGACACACACAACUCACAAGAGUUGAAUAUUUGUCAUAGCAGACUACAAAACGCUUGCAGAGAGCCCCAGUGGGAAGAAACCCCUUCCUCCACCCCAGCAUUUUAAAGAAGUGGUUUCAGGCAGGGGAAUAGCAGCUGUUUAGGGAAGUUUUUAAUGUUUAAUGCUGUAUUGUGUUUUUAAUAUUCGGUUGGGAGCUGCCCAGAGUGGCUGGGGAAACCCAGCCAGAUGGGUGGGAUAUAAAUAAUAAAUUAUUAUUAUUAUUAUUAUUAUAUAGUGAUAACGGGGAAAGAGUUCAACUACUCCCACCAGCCUGUGCUUAAUCCUCAAGUUACAGGGAGCUGGUGAUGGAUAAGGAGUCUCUCUGCCCGAGACCCUCAAGAGCUGCUGCCGGUCAGAGCAGUCAACCCUGGGCUGGCUUCAUGUAGGCUUGGUUUCCAGGCAGUUUCCAAUAUUCUGAUUUUAGGUGGUUACAAGAGGGAAUCCUGGGUAGGGCGCAAGGCAGGAAGAUCAGCAGUAGGUGGCGCCAGUGCAAGGCAGUGGCAACUCAUUCUAGUCUUGUCCCCAUCUUCCUCCCUGGUAAAUUUCUACUGAGGGCAAGGAGGAGGAGGAGGAAGAUGACAGCACUGUGCCCCCCACCCCACCCCCCAAGAAUGGUUGUCAGCAAGAAGGCAGGCACAUGGGAAUCAAGGCUGAGACUGGUGGGGCAAUCACACAAAUGACUCUUUAGGGCUAGUGUUAAAAGCUGCUCCUCCAUAGGAGGGAGAGCAGUGCCCCCUGGAGUGCAUUUAUGCAUUUUACCUGUGACAUUUUAGCAGGCCUUGAGCAGUCGUUUUUCCACUUUUGGGAGCUGGUAGCCUAUCAUUUGGUCCCCAGGCAGCCAAACACUGAGGAAAAGUAUAGAUUCUAUUAACAUUCAAAUGGCAUUUUAAUCCAAUUAAUUUCUAGCUAAGCUCUUUGGCAUAAGUUGUGCAAUCUACAUAUACAGGUGGGUGUGUUUGUGUAAAAAUAGCUAGUUAAUGUAUUUUUUUCUUAAAAGGUUUCUUUCUCUUCUCUUCCCCCCCCCCCAAUUUUGUGCCUGUGUAAAACUUUCAGGCCUACUCGAGUGCAACCCUGUGCGUAAGGGCACUUCCAGACUGCCAUUGUUCUGCUGUGGGAUUCAGUCACAUACUGGCAAAUUCAGGUUGUGCAAUUGUAAUUGAUGGGGAGGGUCCUGUGUGAUAAACCAGCUCCCCCUGUCCCACCCCAAACUGAACUUCCUUGAGAUAAGGAAAGUGGUGGCAAAUUGCAUUGGAAAGCGUUGGAUAACAUUUGCUUUAAGACCACGUCACCUAACCUACCCCACAAACAAAGCAGAACGAAUGACCAGGUUGGGUGGGUCAGUAAACUGGUACCCUGGAAGCAGCCUCAAUCCCAAUUAGUUUAAUGGGGCUUCCUUCUGAGUAGACCUGCACAGACUUGCACUGUUCUGUAAGCUCACGUGUUGGGAGAGCCUGAUGACAGAAGAAGCACGUCGCAAGAAUCAGUUAAAUUCCCUUUUAAAACAACUGCAAUGGUGACCAUAAAAAAGAAAAAAGAAACUUCUGAGUUUCCAGUGGCUUGCUAAUGUUUUUCCUUUCACCAUCCUUCUUUGGUUUAAAGCUACUACCGUUCGCUUUGGACUUUGAAAUUGCCGUGUCAGCUGUGCUGGCAUGAAGGCAGAGCAUUAAAUGUUUAGAGCUGGCAGCAAAGGAGGCUACAUAGGAGGGCGGUUUUAGGUAUUUAUUUGUAUUUUUAGUCAAUGACUAAUUAGUAGGUGCUGCUUGUGCAGCUUGGAGAUUAUCUUAUCUUACUAACGAAAGCUGCCUUUAUUAAGAAAAGGCCUUUUUUUAAAAAAACAAAACAAAACAAAAAGACAUCUCAUUUCUCCCCCUUCCCUUUUCCUGCCUUCUUGAUUUCCACUCGAAUAAGAAUUCUGACUACAAAAAAAGAAAAGCUAGAUGUUCCAAUUGCUGAUAAAAGAGGGGAGAGAGGAUGGAACCCAUUCCGUCAGAAAUUGUCCAGUCAAAGGUAGCAGCUGCUCGUAUCAGUGUACCCAUCCAUGUCUAUCAGAAUCCUAGAAAACCACAGUCCUAUAGGUCCACAUAGUGCUUCCAUCAUCUCUGCCAUUGUCCCUGUUAUCGAGUCCAAUAACAUCUGGAGGGCCAUGGGUUUCCCUGUCCAUGGCUCAGGUGCUUCUGUAAGAAGACCUUCUCUCCUUCAGCUGGAGAACCGUCCCAAGUCCUAGCAGAAGACCAGGAGAACAUCAUUCUCAUGCUAAAACAAGGAAAACCCAGAUUUCCAUCUUGCAAUCCAGCCUUGUGGGGCUGAUUCAUUCAUCCAUGUUCAUCACUCUCUGAGCUGCACUCAAGUGGUCUUCCUUGAAAACAACUGUACUGAGUUGAUGUGAGCCAAUGGCGUUUGAUGUUUGGCAGGCAUUUCCCAUGCUCGGGUCAUUGCUUCAGGUUGUGCUCACUGAGCGCGGAAUGAUGCAUAUGCAAAUCUGCCCAAGCUGUCCAUCCCUGUCCUUGAGCGUCUCAGGUCAAGGCAGCUUCCUAAAGCUAAGGUGCAGAUCACUCAGCAUGCAGCAAUCCCCAACAGUUGCUCCCAGUAGACUGUGACGCAUCUUGAGCUGGACUCCUUGGUUAUGUGAACUGUGGAAACAGAUCCACCUCCUGGAGCUUCUAGCACACAGGUGAAGCCCCACACCGGGAUUCCCAAAAGCUUCAUCUGUAGACUGAACGGACGGGAAAGUAACUGCUGAGUCCACCAGGUUCUGCUUGCCUGCAACAUCCGCUCAUUCUUAGCACAUCAGCACCCUGUGGAUGCAACUCUUUGCACACUGGCAGAAGAAUGAGAUCUACGGCUCAACGGGCACAUAACCAUGUGCAGGAUCUGAGCCAAAUUCUUUAGACCGUUCUGGGCGCUCCACUUUCAUGCCACCUACCCAUCAGCUCUUAUGCUACAACACCUCCAUGCAGAAUGUAACAUGUUUGAACUCAUGCAAGGAAUCUUUGUGGUGUUUCAAGAGCUUCCAGGGAGCACAAAACCCCAAGAUAUCACUGAGCAGCAUAGGGAAAGCUUAGCUCAGCUGUAGAUCCUCUGCUUUGCACGCAGAGGGUCCCAGGUUCAAUCUUUGGCAUCUCCGGGUAAAGCUGGGAGCAAAACCUCUCUGAAACCCUGGACAGCCACUGCCAGUCAGUGUAGACAAUGCUGAGCUUGAUGGACCAGUGGUCUAACUCAAUAUAAGGCAGCUUCCUAUGUUCCUUUCAUUAGGCAGCUGUAAGAGUCCUUAUGUAAUGCAAAAUAUUCUUUACUCUCCUACUUUCCCCUCUCCCGAUUCCUGAUGCUUCAGAGGCGGCCCUUUGCACUUCAUUCCGAAGCAUUGAAAAUAUAUAUAUAUGUAUUUUCCAGCUUAGUAUCACGGUAGCAGUUUAUGUCAUCUGUUUUUCUUGAAAAUUUCAAAUGCUGUUAAUCAGGCAUGGUGGGGAGAACUGGGGCCCUUCAGAUAUUGCUGGACUACAACUCCCAUCAUCCCAGACCCUGCAGGGGGGGGCCUCCAUCCUUGCAGUUUCCUCCCCCAAAACACCUGUUUUCAUUCUCUCACUUUCCUGCCCAAUUGUUUUUGCCUUGGUUACCUUAUUUUGCUACCAAAGGUACUACCUCACUAAUACUUUGAAACGUGUUUACCUAAUGAAAACAAGAAAAGAGGGUUUGGGGAAAGUGGGGGGAAAUAGCUGAAUGUACAAUCUAUGCAAAUUCUCUCUCUCUCUCUCUCUCUUUCUUUCCUUUUUUCUUUCUCUCUUAGUAAUUUAAAAUAAAAAGACAAAGAAAGAAAACUUAUAAGUAUUAGAACUUGCCAAAUAAACAGCAAGAUACUGUACAGGUGCCUCUGAUAGCAGAGCGAUCUUUUACCCGGCACAGUUCAUUGUGCCGUAUUUGUAUAUUGUAAUAAAAAAUGAGUUGUCUUUUGGUUCAGUUUGUGAUUAGAAUCACCCUUGAUGGAAGGAGGUGGUUGGCGUUGCUUUGUUUAAGAACAGCACCUUUAGAUUUGCUGGGGAAAUAUGCCAGACAAGGAAAUGGAGCGUGCUUUGUGGGGGGGGGGGUUAUGUAGGUUGCCAUUAACAAACAACGAUGGCAACAGCAAAAAAGUAUGGGGCACUGGCUCCUUUUUUAAAAAAGUUUGGGAGGCUGUUGCUUGAGAGAUUUCCCUAUGGGUAAAUCAGGUUAUCUGAACUGUUUCCAACUCAGUGUUCAUGCCAUGGCAUCCUAUGAGUUGCCCCUUUUAGAGAAGCCUUAAGUUCUUUCAUCUUUUUUUCAAUGUGGCCUUAAAACUGUGUGUGUGUGGAAAUUUUAGCUGUUGUAUAUUCUUUCUCUCUUGACUAUUGUCAACGUAUUAAAAAACAAAAGCACCUUGAGAUGACUGUGGCCUUUUUUUUCUCCCCCACCCUCCUCCUGAUGCUGUACAACCGUCACUUUUUACACACUGCGCAAGUCCAGGAAAGGACAUGUUUAUAACUGCAAGCCCCCGGGGGAGGGUGGGGAUAGGGCAACAUUAUCCUUUUGCAGAAAAGAUCUGCAUUAUCCAUUUUUGCAGAAAGAAAGGAGGCUUUGCAAAUAUCGGCAGUUUUCCGUUUGCAACAUGUUGACAGUAAGACAGUAUGAUCUCUCUCACUAAUGGGGAAUGUGCCUUGGAAGAAUUACUCCUGGGUUUUUACACCCAUAAAAAUCUGAUCUGCGCACCUGUCUGAGUGCAGAGAAAGGUGACCAAGAAGAUAAAGGGUCUGGACACCAAGCCUUGUGAGGAAUAGUUGAGGGAGUUGGGUAUGCUUAGCCUGGAAAAGUGGAGACUGAGAGGUGAUAU